AUUUUCUGUUCAUUCUCAUGUCCAUACGGGCCAUGCUACAGCUGAAUAAUUAAUAACAUUUUUUGUAAACAGUCAUGUUAAACUGAUUCUUACAAUAUUUGGAGUUAUUUAUAUCUAUUUUUCUGUUGUUGAAAUGCCAGGCCCCCUGCGGAGAGUAUGGGGCCAUGUACGGGUUUCCUGGCCCUGGAGGAAGUUCAUGUCCAUCGUGAACUCCCUAUGGUUCAUCAACUGGCUAGGACAGAGCCUGUUUCUCUUCGGCAUCCUCAGUAUCGCAGUGUUCGGGAUCCAAACUACCCUACCUUACUUCAAUCCAGACGAGUAUGACUGCUGGGUGAGGACAGUGUUUGGCUACUUCCUAGUCACAGAGAUCAUGGUUAACUGGCUCUGCUUGAAGUAUGUAGGCAGUGGCUACAGUCCGUUCAAGCAUGGGGCCAUGCCUGACAACGUCAAGAUUGGACAAAAGGUGUGUGCUAGUGUACCAAGUAUUCAGAAUGGUCUAGAUUAUCCAUACAAUGGUGAUAACAACAAAGCAAGGAAAGAUGCAACAGCAGUGAACAUGAUGUAUGUUGCCACACAAUUACCAAAUGGAAAUAACAAUGCUCCAGAGAGGACAGCCUUUCCAUAUUUCUCAUGGACGCCAUGUUUACGGUGUAACCGUCCCAGACCCCCUCGCUGCCACCACUGCCCGCUGUGUGACAACUGUGUACUUAAACGUGACCAUCACUGCUUUAUUGUAGGUGUAUGUGUAGGCUACAGGAAUCAGAGACAUUUCAUUGUAUUCCUGUUCUGGUGUGCGUUAGGGACAAUGUAUGCUCUGGUCAAUGAGAUUCCAUACAUGUAUUAUGUGGUGCUCCCACACAUAAGCUAUCUGGAUAUUUUUUUCCCAUUUGCUAUCAUCAGAGCAUUUUUUGGCUACAUUUCAUGGUACCACACACUGCUGAUAGUUGUGUGCUCGAUGGAUAUUGGAUUUGUUAUAUGGGCCUCAGGGUUUCUUCAGGUUCAUAUGUCAUUGAUACUGAGAGGGAAGACAACUUUUGAGGAUGAUUUCAAAAUCACUGUGACAGACACAAGAAACCGAUCUCAGAAAAUAGCAUCAGUGUUUGGACAGUAUUGGCUACUCAACUUUCUAGUACCUAUGCAUUUUGUGUUUGAGCCCCAGGAGGACCCUGUUAAAUGGUACUAUAUCAGGUCCUGAGGCUGUUCACUUGAAAAAUAUUACAUACUUUAUUGUCAAAUCAGUUUUUGAUUACUAUUUGCUAGAAUAUCUAAUUAUAUUUAUUUAUGAAAACUAAUGAAAUUGAUCUUAAUAAAAUAAAGUUAAAAUUGAUAA
This is a messenger RNA of Mya arenaria, 1330 nucleotides long. Its product is annotated as putative ZDHHC-type palmitoyltransferase 4. The coding region runs from base 134 to 1195 and encodes 353 amino acids. Gene Ontology annotation, biological process: peptidyl-L-cysteine S-palmitoylation; protein targeting to membrane. Gene Ontology annotation, molecular function: protein-cysteine S-palmitoyltransferase activity. Gene Ontology annotation, cellular component: endoplasmic reticulum; Golgi apparatus. The transcript is spliced from 2 exons. The record is from RefSeq and is a predicted model, not a curated record. Lineage: Eukaryota; Metazoa; Mollusca; Bivalvia; Myida; Myidae.